CCACCCCCGACACACCGUCCCAGUCCGCCCCUCACGAGGGGGACUCCUGUCCGCUGCCUCCCUCGGCCGCGCCGCCCCGCGGCGGCAGCCGGCGGGACCCCCGGCCGGCAGGGAGCGCCGGCGGCGGCCGCGGCACCAUGAGGCGACUGCGGGGCGCGCUGCUGCUGCUGCUGCUUGGCGCCCUGCUCUGCGCGCACGGCCUGGCCAGCAGCUCCGAGUGUGCCUGUGGUCGGAGUCACUUCACAUGUGCCGUGAGUGCCCUUGGUGAAUGUACCUGCAUCCCCGCCCAGUGGCAGUGCGAUGGGGACAACGACUGUGGGGACCACAGCGAUGAGGAUGGAUGUAUGCUGCCCACCUGUUCACCCCUUGACUUUCACUGUGACAACGGCAAGUGCAUCCGCCGCUCCUGGGUGUGUGACGGCGACAAUGACUGUGAGGACGACUCAGAUGAGCAGGACUGCCCUCCCCGGGAGUGCGAGGAGGAUGAGUUCCCUUGCCAGAACGGCUACUGCAUCCGGAGCCUGUGGCACUGCGACGGGGAUAAUGACUGCGGUGACAACAGUGAUGAGCAGUGCGACAUGCGCAAGUGCUCGGACAAGGAAUUCCGCUGCAGCGACGGCAGUUGCAUAGCGGAGCACUGGUACUGUGAUGGCGAUACAGACUGCAAAGAUGGCUCUGACGAGGAGAACUGUCCUUCGGCAGUGCCAGCGCCCCCCUGUAACCUGGAGGAGUUCCAGUGCGCCUACGGCCGCUGUAUCCUGGACAUCUAUCACUGUGAUGGUGAUGACGACUGUGGAGACUGGUCAGACGAGUCCGACUGCUCCUCCCACCAGCCCUGCCGCUCUGGGGAGUUCAUGUGUGACAGUGGCCUCUGCAUCAACGCGGGCUGGCGCUGCGACGGGGAUGCAGACUGCGACGACCAGUCUGACGAGCGCAACUGCACUACCGCGAUGUGUUCUGCGGAGCAGUUCCGCUGCCGCUCAGGCCGCUGCGUCCGCCUGUCCUGGCGCUGUGAUGGCGAGGUCGACUGUGCCGACAACAGUGAUGAAGAGAACUGUGAGAACACAGGAAGCCCCCAGUGUGCCUCCGACCAGUUCCUGUGUUGGAAUGGGCGCUGCAUCGGGCAGAGGAAACUGUGCAACGGGGUCAAUGACUGUGGGGACAACAGUGAUGAAAGCCCACAGCAGAACUGCCGGCCCCGGACGGGUGAGGAGAACUGCAGUGUUCACAACGGCGGCUGCGCCCAGAAGUGCCAGAUGGUGCGGGGAACGGUGCAGUGUACCUGCCACACAGGCUACAGGCUCAUGGAGGAUGGGCGCACGUGCCAGGAUGUGAAUGAAUGUGCUGAAGAGGGAUACUGCAGCCAGGGCUGCACCAACAGUGAAGGAGCCUUCCAGUGCUGGUGUGAGGCAGGCUACGAACUCCGGCCCGACCGGCGCAGCUGCAAGGCUCUGGGGCCGGAGCCUGUGCUGCUGUUUGCCAAUCGCAUUGACAUCCGGCAGGUACUGCCGCACCGCUCCGAAUACACCCUGCUGCUCAACAACCUGGAGAACGCCAUCGCUCUGGACUUCCAUCACCGGCGGGAGCUGGUCUUCUGGUCAGAUGUCACCCUGGACCGGAUCCUCCGUGCCAACCUAAACGGCAGCAAUGUGGAGGAGGUUGUGUCUACGGGGCUGGAGAGCCCAGGGGGCCUGGCUGUGGAUUGGGUUCAUGACAAACUCUAUUGGACCGACUCGGGGACGUCGAGGAUUGAGGUGGCCAACCUGGAUGGGGCACACAGGAAGGUGUUGCUGUGGCAGAACCUGGAGAAGCCCCGGGCCAUUGCUUUACACCCCAUGGAGGGUACCAUUUACUGGACAGACUGGGGCAACACCCCUCGCAUCGAGGCCUCCAGCAUGGACGGUUCUGGACGCCGCAUCAUCGCUGACACCCAUCUCUUCUGGCCCAACGGCCUCACCAUCGACUAUGCGGGGCGCCGGAUGUACUGGGUGGACGCUAAGCACCAUGUCAUUGAAAGGGCCAACCUGGAUGGGAGUCACCGCAAGGCUGUCAUCAGUCAAGGCCUCCCACAUCCCUUCGCCAUCACGGUGUUUGAAGACAGCCUGUACUGGACAGACUGGCACACCAAGAGCAUCAAUAGUGCUAACAAAUUUACUGGGAAGAAUCAGGAAAUCAUUCGUAAUAAACUCCACUUCCCCAUGGACAUUCACACCUUGCACCCCCAGCGCCAGCCUGCAGGCAAAAACCGCUGUGGGGAAAACAACGGAGGCUGCACCCACCUGUGUCUGCCCAGUGGCCAGAACUACACGUGUGCCUGCCCCACUGGCUUCCGCAAGAUCAGCAGCCACGCCUGUGCCCAGAGUCUUGACAAGUUCCUGCUUUUUGCCCGAAGGAUGGACAUCCGUCGGAUCAGCUUCGACACAGAGGACCUGUCCGAUGAUGUCAUCCCACUGGCUGACGUGCGCAGUGCUGUGGCCCUUGACUGGGACUCCCGGGAUGACCACGUAUACUGGACAGACGUCAGCACUGAUACCAUCAGCAGGGCCAAGUGGGAUGGAACAGGACAGGAGGUGGUGGUGGAUACCAGUCUGGAGAGCCCUGCUGGCCUGGCCAUUGAUUGGGUCACCAAUAAGCUGUACUGGACAGAUGCAGGUACAGACCGGAUUGAAGUGGCCAACACAGAUGGCAGCAUGAGGACAGUACUCAUCUGGGAAAAUCUUGAUCGUCCUCGGGACAUUGUGGUGGAACCCACGGACGGGUACAUGUAUUGGACAGACUGGGGUGCAAGCCCUAAGAUUGAACGAGCUGGAAUGGAUGCCUCGGGCCGCCAGGUCAUCAUCUCUACGAAUCUGACGUGGCCUAAUGGAUUGGCCAUUGACUAUGAGUCUCAGCGUCUGUACUGGGCUGAUGCUGGCAUGAAGACCAUUGAAUAUUCUGGACUAGAUGGCAGCAAGAGGAAGGUGCUGAUCGGGAGCCAGCUCCCCCACCCAUUUGGGCUGACCCUCUACGGAGAGCGCAUCUAUUGGACAGACUGGGAGACCAAGAGCAUACAAAGUGCUGACCGACGGACAGGGCUGGACAGGGAGACUCUGCAAGAGAACUUAGAGAACCUGAUGGACAUCCACGUCUUCCAUCGCCGGCGGCCCCCAGUGUCUACACUUUGUGCUGUGGAGAAUGGCGGCUGUAGUCACCUGUGUCUUCGGUCUCCAAAUCCAAGUGGCUUUAGCUGCACCUGUCCCACAGGCAUCAACCUGCUUCCUGAUGGCAAGACCUGCUCACCAGGCAUGAACAGUUUCCUCAUCUUCGCCAGGAGGAUAGACAUACGCAUGGUCUCCCUGGACAUCCCUUAUUUUGCGGAUGUGGUCGUCCCCAUCAAUGUUACCAUGAAGAACACCAUUGCCAUUGGAGUGGACCCCCAAGAAGGAAAAGUGUACUGGUCUGACAGCACGCUGCACCGGAUCAGCCGUGCCAGUCUAGAUGGCUCACAGCACGAGGACAUCAUCACCACAGGGCUCCAGACCACAGAUGGGCUCGCCGUGGAUGCCAUUGGCCAGAAGGUGUAUUGGACAGACACAGGAACAAACCGCAUUGAAGUGGGCAACCUGGACGGGUCCAUGCGGAAAGUGUUGGUGUGGCAGAACCUCGACAGUCCCAGGGCCAUUGUAUUAUAUCAUGAGAUGGGGUUCAUGUACUGGACUGACUGGGGGGAGAAUGCCAAGUUGGAACGGUCUGGGAUGGAUGGCUCAGACCGCACCGUGCUCAUCAACAACAACCUAGGGUGGCCCAAUGGACUGACGGUGGACAAGGCCAGUUCCCAACUGCUAUGGGCUGAUGCUCACACCGAGCGAAUCGAGGCUGCUGACCUGAAUGGUGCCAAUCGGCACACAUUGGUAUCACCAGUGCAGCACCCAUAUGGCCUGACCCUGCUUGACUCCUACAUCUACUGGACGGACUGGCAGACCCGCAGCAUCCAUCGUGCUGACAAGGGCACCGGCAGCAAUGCCAUCCUGGUGAGGUCCAACCUGCCAGGCCUCAUGGACAUCCAAGCUGUGGAUCGGGCCCAGGCACUGGGUUUUAACAAGUGCGGCUCGAGAAACGGCGGCUGCUCCCACCUCUGCUUGCCUCGGCCUGCUGGCUUCUCCUGUGCCUGCCCCACGGGCAUCCUGCUGAAGGGAGACGGGAAGUCCUGCGACCCCUCCCCCGAGACGUACCUGCUCUUCUCCAGCCGUGGCUCCAUCCGCCGCAUCUCCCUGGACACGAGCGACCACACCGACGUGCACGUCCCUGUGCCUGAGCUUAACAAUGUCAUCUCCCUGGACUACGACAGCGUGGAUGGAAAGGUCUAUUACACAGAUGUGUUCCUGGAUGUCAUCAGGCGAGCCGACCUGAAUGGCAGCAACAUGGAGACUGUGAUCGGGCGUGGGCUGAAGACCACGGAUGGAUUGGCAGUGGACUGGGUGGCCAGGAACCUGUAUUGGACAGACACCGGUCGAAAUACCAUUGAGGCCUCAAGGCUAGAUGGGUCCUGCCGCAAAGUGCUGAUCAACAACAGCCUGGAUGAGCCCCGGGCCAUUGCCGUCUUCCCCAGGAAGGGGUUCCUCUUCUGGACAGACUGGGGACACAUCGCCAAGAUUGAACGGGCACAUUUGGAUGGCUCUGAGCGCAAGGUCCUCAUCAACACAGACCUGGGGUGGCCCAACGGCCUGACCCUGGACUAUGACACCCGCAGGAUCUACUGGGUAGAUGCACAUCUGGACCGGAUUGAGAGCGCUGACCUUAAUGGGAAGCUGCGGCAGGUCUUGGUCAGCCAUGUGUCCCACCCCUUUGCCCUCACACAGCAGGACAGGUGGAUCUACUGGACAGACUGGCAGACCAAGUCCAUCCAGCGCGUUGACAAGUACUCCGGCCGCAACAAGGAGACAGUGCUGGCCAAUGUGGAAGGACUCAUGGACAUCAUUGUAGUUUCUCCUCAGCGCCAGAUGGGAACCAAUGCCUGUGGGGUGAACAAUGGUGGCUGCACCCACCUUUGCUUUGCCAGAGCCUCAGACUUUGUGUGUGCCUGUCCCGAUGAGCCUGACGGCCGGCCAUGCUCCCUUGUUCCCGACCUGGUGCCUCCAGCCCCUCGAGCCAGUGAAAAGAGCCCGGUGCUACCCAACACAAUACCUCCCACCUUGCGUGCUGCCACUUCCCGGACCCACACAUCUCUGGAGGAGGCUGAAGGAAGAUGCUCAGAACGGGAUGCCCAGCAGGGUCUCUGUGCACAUUCCAAUGAGGCCGUACCUGCUGUUCCAGGGGAAGGGCUUCAUGUCAGCUAUGCCAUCGGGGGACUGCUCAGUGUUCUGCUGAUUUUGGUGGUGAUUGCAGCAUUGAUGCUAUACAGACACAAAAAAUCCAAGUUCACUGAUCCUGCGAUGGGGAACCUGACCUACAGCAACCCCUCCUACCGAACUUCUACUCAGGAAGUGAAAAUUGAAGCAAUCCCAAAGCCGGCCAUGUACAAUCAACUGUGCUAUAAGAAAGAGGGAGGGCCCGACCAUAGCUACACCAAGGAGAAGAUCAAGAUCGUAGAAGGCAUCUGUCUCCUGGCUGGGGACGAUGCUGAGUGGGAUGACCUCAAGCAGCUGCGCAGCUCCCGGGGGGGCCUGCUCCGGGACCAUGUGUGCAUGAAGACAGACACGGUGUCCAUCCAGGCCAGCUCUGGCUCUCUGGAUGACACAGAGACGGAGCAGCUGUUGCAGGGAGAGCAGUCAGAGUGCAGCAGUGUCCACACUGCAGCCACUCCGGAAAGACGGGGCUCUCUGCCGGACACGGGCUGGAAACAUGAACGCAAGCUCUCCUCAGAGAGCCAGGUCUAAGUGCCCAUGCGCUCCCCUCUGCCUGCCUGUCCCUUCUCCUGUAUGAACUUGCAGUCCUUGUGUUCACUUGUACAGCAGGCUCCCCUUCCUGUAUGCGCCUCCUCUUCCCACCCCGGAAAUGCUCUCAACUUUCCCCCCAGGGAGGUGUUCACCACCUAAGUCCAUCACUCUCUGGGCACAAGAAAAGAUGGUGCAUCUUAAGAUGUAGACCUGGAUUUUGCCAUGAGCCUCACCUCCUUGCACUCUGCCCU
Ochotona princeps (American pika) is the source of this 6106-nucleotide messenger RNA. It is a transcript of the gene LRP4, whose product is annotated as LDL receptor related protein 4. The transcript has 38 exons. The coding region runs from base 138 to 5855 and encodes 1905 amino acids. The record is from RefSeq and is a predicted model, not a curated record. NCBI's taxonomy places the organism in Eukaryota, Metazoa, Chordata, Mammalia, Lagomorpha, Ochotonidae. Gene Ontology annotation, molecular function: calcium ion binding; protein binding.